AGUUUUUCUAUAACCUUCUUUUUGUGUUUGACAAACAAAUUGUAACAAAUUAUUUCAAGUUUAAGUAAAAAUUGUAAUUGUGCACUAAAUCGAAAUGGAUAACAAAAAGAAGACCUGGAUUGCGUCGCUCACCUCGAACACCAGUAGUGCUGUGAUUUCCAGCGAGUCCACUCCGCGGAGCUCGGGUUCAGAUGCCGCCCCCCAAUUUGCUCAGCCCAGGCAGGUGCCGCAGAGUGUGGAGAAACCUAAGAAGUGCACCUGCCGCACCUGCAACUGUCCACGUCCUGAACCCACAAAUGCCUCCAUAAUCCAACCCCCCCAAGUUCGGCGUUCGGUGGACGCAGAUGAUGAAUCUGUCGCCCGGGAAUCAUCGAUGCAAUCCAACAAGAGCCUUCACAUAGUUAUGGAAUCACCGAAGAACGAGGAUUCGCGUGAUGUGUACGAGAAGGUGGUGGGAUUGCACACCUACGUGAUAGAGGUGGAUGAAGAGGAGGAACAGCACAUGGGUCGCAUUUUCGGCGUUUCCGGACCGGUGGUGAAUGCCGAAGAGAUGGCCGGAGCGGCCAUGUACGAGUUGGUCCGCGUGGGCCACUGCCAGCUGGUGGGCGAGAUCAUUCGGCUGGAGGGCGACAUGGCCACCAUCCAGGUGUACGAGGACACCUCGGGCGUGAGUGUCGGCGAUCCGGUCUUCCAAACGGGCAAGCCGCUGUCCGUCGAACUGGGUCCCGGCAUAAUGGGCAGCAUCUUCGACGGCAUCCAGCGACCGCUGAGGACGAUUAACGAGCUAACCAACUCCAUCUACGUGCCCAAGGGCAUCGAUGUGCCCGCCCUGCCACGCGACAUAAGCUACGACUUCACGCCCGCCAAACUCAAGAUCGACGAUCUGAUCAACGGCGGAGAUAUCUACGGAUCGGUAUUCGAGAACAGCAUGAUGCACGACCAUCGGCUGAUGUUAGCUCCAAAGUGCAAGGGUCGCGUCAAAUGGCUGGCUCCGCCGGGGAACUACUGUGUGGAGGACGUGAUCGUGGAGACGGAGUUCGACGACGAGGUCACCAGCCACACCAUGCUGCAGGUGUGGCCGGUGCGCAAGUGUCGUCCGGUGGAGGACAAGCUGCCCAGCAACACGCCCCUUCUCACCGGCCAGCGCGUCCUGGACGCCUUCUUUCCCUGUGUCCAGGGCGGAACGACCGCCAUUCCGGGUGCCUUUGGCUGUGGAAAGACUGUCAUAUCGCAGUCCCUUUCGAAGUACUCCAACUCCGAUGUCAUCAUCUACGUGGGAUGCGGGGAGCGGGGCAACGAGAUGUCCGAGGUGCUGCGCGACUUCCCGCAGCUGGAGGUGGACGUCAACGGCACCAUGGAGUCGAUCAUGAAGCGCACUGCCCUGGUGGCCAACACCUCCAACAUGCCGGUGGCUGCCCGUGAGGCCUCCAUCUACACGGGCAUCACCCUGUCCGAGUAUUUCCGCGACAUGGGCUUCCACGUCUCCAUGAUGGCCGACUCCACCUCGCGAUGGGCGGAGGCGCUGCGUGAGAUUUCGGGUCGUCUGGCGGAGAUGCCUGCAGAUGCCGGCUAUCCGGCUUACCUGGGCGCCCGCUUGGCGUCCUUCUACGAGCGAGCCGGGCUGGUCAAGUGCCUCGGAAGUCCGGAUCGCAGCGGGUCCGUGUCAAUUGUGGGCGCUGUGUCGCCUCCUGGUGGUGACUUCUCCGAUCCCGUGACCUCCGCCACACUGAGCAUUGUCCAGGUCUUCUGGGGACUGGACAAGAAGCUGGCCCAGCGCAAGCACUUUCCCUCGGUGAACUGGUUGCAGUCGUACUCCAAGUACAUGCGCACCCUGGACUCCUACUACGAGGAGUCCAGUCCGGAGUUCACCCAGCUGCGGGCCAAGGCCAAGCAGGUGCUGCAGGAGGAGGACGACCUGGCCGAGAUCGUGCAGCUGGUGGGCAAGUCGUCGCUGAACGAGGAGGACAAGAUCACGCUCGAGGUGGCCAAGAUGCUGAAGGACGACUUCCUGCAGCAGAACUCCUACAGUCCGUACGAUGCCUUCUGUCCCUUCUUCAAGACCAUCAGCAUGCUGAAGAACAUGAUGGCCUUCUACGAGUCGGCCAUCCAGGCAGUCCAGAACACGGCCAACAACGAGGCGCGGGUCACCUGGGGACUGAUCCGCACGAGGGCCGCCAACAUCCUGUACGAGCUCUCCACCAUGAAGUUCAUCGAUCCCAAACUGGGCGAAGCGGUGGUGGUGGAGACCAUGGACAAGCUCUAUGAAAAUAUUAUACGAACGUUUCGUGAUAUUGAGGACAACGCCGGGGAAUAUUAACAAGAAUUGGUUAUUAUUAAUUCACUAAAUUACUUCUGUAUUAUAUUCGGUCCAAAAAAUGUGCAUUCUUUUUUAGAAAGUAUCUUAUUAAAUUAAGCGUAAGCUGUUUGCAUGUUUA
Drosophila elegans is the source of this 2435-nucleotide messenger RNA. RefSeq names its product V-type proton ATPase catalytic subunit A (gene Vha68-3). The transcript has 2 exons. The record is from RefSeq and is a predicted model, not a curated record. Bases 95 to 2317 code for a protein of 740 amino acids. Lineage: Eukaryota; Metazoa; Arthropoda; Insecta; Diptera; Drosophilidae. Gene Ontology annotation, biological process: proton transmembrane transport; ATP metabolic process. Gene Ontology annotation, cellular component: proton-transporting V-type ATPase, V1 domain; lysosomal membrane. Gene Ontology annotation, molecular function: proton-transporting ATPase activity, rotational mechanism; ATP hydrolysis activity; ATP binding.